Messenger RNA from Hyposmocoma kahamanoa, 454 nucleotides. Its product is annotated as chorion class A protein Ld2/Ld41-like. The transcript is spliced from 2 exons. Lineage: Eukaryota; Metazoa; Arthropoda; Insecta; Lepidoptera; Cosmopterigidae. Bases 16 to 402 code for a protein of 128 amino acids. The record is from RefSeq and is a predicted model, not a curated record.
UACAAACAAACCAAUAUGUCUUCUUUCGCUUUCUUUUUACUGUGUGUUCAGGCUUGCCUCAUUCAGGCGGUGUACACUCAGUGCGGUUUCGCUAACACUCCUGCAGCCAACGCUGCUGCUGCGAAUGCUGCAGCUGCUAACGUCGCUGCUGCAAAUGCUGCAGCGAUCAGAGCUACUGGAUACGGCCCUGGUUGGGCUGGUCCCGCUGCAUAUGCUCCCGCUGCGGCGUACAGCGGCAACGGCGCCGGUAAUGUGGCGGUGGCGGGUGAAUUAGACGUGGCCGGUUCCACCCUGGUCGCGGGUCAAGUACCAGUGCUUGGUGAGGUGAAAUUCAGCGGACCAAUUCCCGCUGCCGGUGCUGUCACCAUCUCCGGGUCCUGCGGAUGUGGAUGCGGAUAUUAAUUUUGAUGAUAAUUUAAAUAAAAUUUAGUAAAUAAUAUGCAAUUUAAAAUGU